AUCAACCUCUUUCAAUUACCCAUGAUAUAAUCACUUUCCCAAUUCAAGAACCCUCUUUCAAUACAGACUCUUCUCCUUCCUCUGGCGAUUGAAAAAAAAAUUCCCCCUUCAAUUCCUUAAUCCCCCAUCUAUAAAAUGAUGACCUUGCAUCUCCAAUUUCUCACACCUCAACCAAAAACUUCUUUAAUUCUCAUAAUCUUCCAAUUUCAAUGGCUUCACCAAACUCAGCCAUGCUCAACCUCCAAAAAAAUUCAACACCAAGAAGGCCAAGUCCUACCCAAUUUUCAAGCUAUGAUGAAAAACCCUUAUGGAACCAUGUCACGGUCAUCGGGAACCCGACUAGUGGUGGUAACAGAAAAUGGACCUGAACUAUUGUCACAAAUUAGUGACAGGUUCAUACACAAAAGUGAAAAGCCAUCUUUUGGGUUUAUCUGGGAAUGGUGUUGAAGGAUGCAAGACAAUCUCGGAUCAAGUUAAAGCUCAACUACAAAGGGAGCAUGACAAAGCUGAGAAUUUGAAUGCUAGGAAAGCCAUGGACACAGAGGAAGCUCGAAUAUGCAACACUGCCUCCUGGUUCAGAUUUAAAACAACAAAAAAAGAGCAAAAAAAUACAUUGGAGGUAUGUUUUAAUGCUGCUGGCAGAUAUGAGUUAGAUAAAGAAUGUGCUCGUAUGUUUUAUGCCUUUGCCCUUCCAUUUUCACUUGUUAAAAAUCCGUAUUUUCGUCAAUUUGUAAGCAAAUUGGCAAACAGUAAGUGUGUUGGGUAUGUUCCUCCUACAUACAACAGGAUGAGGCUUUCUUUACUUGAGCAAGAGAAAGCACAUGUGGAUGCCCUUCUUCAGCCUUUUCGGGAUUCUUGGAAGAAAAAGGAAGUAUCUUUGUGUUCGGAUGGAUGGACCGAUAGGCAGAAGAGACCUCUCAUCAAUGUCAUGGCUGCAUCAGGAUAUGGCUCUAUGUUUCUUAAAUGUUUCGACGCAAGUGGGAAUACGAAGGACGCGGAGUAUGUAGCUAGUCUAUUUCAAGAGGUCAUUGAUAAGGAAGGGGCUCACAAUGUUGUUCAGAUUAUCACUGACAAUGCUGGAAAUUUUAAGGCAGCAGGUUUGGCACUAGAAACGAAAUACCCUCAUCUUUUUUGGACACCAUGUGUCGUGCACUCUGUGAAUUUGGCCCUCAAGGCAAUAUGUGAACCACCUGUGAACUCAACCCAAUAUGACCAAUGUAAGUGGAUUUCCUCAUUAAUGUCUGACUGCAAUGCAAUUGUCAAUUUUGUUUUAAACCAUGGGAAAGCACUUGAUAUUUUCCAUAGUUAUUCUAAGCAUAUGUUGGUUAAAGUAGCUGAAACCCGAUUUGCUUCACACUUUAUCAUGGCUGAGCGUCUAUUUUUAACUAAAAGUGCUUUAGAGAAAAUGGUCUUGAAUCCUGAUUGGAAAACGUUUAGGAAAACGGCAGUAGAGGAGAAAGCUGACCAUGUUAAAGAAUGUGUUAUUUCCGACAGAUGGUGGGACAAGGUUGAGUAUGUUUUAAGUUUUACAAACCCAAUUAACAAUAUGAUUAGGAAAGGUGAUUUGGAUGCCCCAUGUUUGCAUUUGAUUUAUGACAUGUGGGAUUGUAUGAUCGAACAAGUGAGGGAGAAAGUGUUUGAACAUGAGGGUUUAGAUGCCAUUACUGGAAAAUCUUCAUUUUUUGAUGUGAUUCAAGGGGUUUUAGAAUCUAGGUGGAACAAGAGCAACACUCCACUUCACUCCACUUCACUGUAUGGCUCAUUACUUAGUCCCUAAAUAUUAUAGUGAGUCGUGGCUGGAAGGUGGUUCAGGAAUUGUUCCAAGGGUGGCACCCAAUGUAAACCAAGAAGUCUCUUUGAAUAGAGACAAAUGCUUUAAGAAAAUGUAUACAAACCCGGACGACCUUAAGAAAAUCUAUGCUGAGUACGGUCAGUUUUCGGGGACCUUGGGUUUUUUUAGUGAAGCCCACGUGAUGGAAGCAAGGGAUACUGAAGACCCCUUGAGUUGGUGGGCCAGUUAUGGUUCUUCAACACCCUUACUGCAAGCUUUAGCAUUCAAAUUGCUGUCCCAACCUGCUUCUUCUUCUUGCUGUGAAAGAAAUUGGAGUUCUUUCUCCAAUAUCCAAAGCAUAAAGAGGAAUAGAUUGUUUUCCAGUAGAGCUGAAGCGCUUGUGUACGUCCAUACCAAUCUGAGAAUGAUUUUUAAGAAGAAAGAGGAGUACAAAACCGGGCCAUCGAGCUACUGGGAUGUGGGUGGAGAUGAUCUUCUGGUUGAUAAUGAGUAUAAUGAAGCAUUUGAGAAUCUAUUUCUGGAUGACCCUGAUAUUGAAGCAACCUUUUUCAAUGACGAAGAAGAGGUUUGAUCGUUGGAGGCUUGGUUCUGAGGUUGAAGUUGAGAUGCUGACUUGCUGAGCAGUGAAGGAAGUUGGAGCAGGGAAGCUGCUUAUGCUAUUUUCUGAAUUUUAACUCUUUAUUUUAUGUUUUAUUUUUCUGUUGGAUUGAAUAUUUGGGAUAUUGAAGUGUUUUACUCCAAAUAUGGUAUUUGGAGGUUUUUUUUCUAAAAGUUUGAAGGCAUGUUAUGGAAUCCACUAUUUUGAUUAAUAUGAUUGGAAUAUUUUGUGAC
Messenger RNA from Spinacia oleracea (spinach), 2623 nucleotides. RefSeq lists its product as uncharacterized. The record is from RefSeq and is a predicted model, not a curated record. The transcript has 2 exons. Lineage: Eukaryota; Viridiplantae; Streptophyta; Magnoliopsida; Caryophyllales; Amaranthaceae. The coding region runs from base 359 to 1777 and encodes 472 amino acids.